UGCCUCGAACCACUGAGAGAUGCUCUCUCUAUCUCAAGCUUUUGCUUCUGUGAAAGCUCCACUGCUUACACUCUACUCUCCUUCUCUCUCGACUCUCUGCUGAAACCUAGGGUUUCUCUGCUGCUUUUGAUUUUCCGAUUUUUUUGACCGCCGCGACCAUGUCUUAGUAGCCGUUGGGCCGAUUUUCGUUUCCGGGAGAUAAUCGCCGGCAUUUGAUGGUGGUGUUUGACGGCGGUUAGGGUUUCUGAGAGCUCCGGAAGAUGGAGAGCUCGUGGAAGCCUAAAUAUAGUUCGACAUUCCCGUCAAUGGUUUCCUCGUCCUCUCAGGAGCUUCGGAAUCAGGAGAAAGAAUGUACAUAUACAAUGUGAUUGUUGACCGUGACAGUAACCUAGGGGAACAACAUUCUCUAUGAACUGGUGUUUGUCGCGACAAGCGGGCGUGCGAUUGAGAUACUGUGUUCAAGAUGGAGAGCAAUCCAGGGUAUUAUUCUUAUCCACAUGGCUCACAAGAUUUAAGACCCACAAUGCUUGGUAGAUUACAAGAUCCUGUACUUUCAAGCAUUCCGUAUUCAGAUUCCCAAAGAUCAGAACAUGCUACGUUGGGAAAUUCAUUUCUAGCCCUCUUAUCUGGGUCACAAUCAGUAUUCCAGUGUGAUUUUCAAGGAUUAUCAAAUCCAAAGCCUAUGGGUACCUCUUGUAAGCGUCUGCCAGAUAGUAAUAAUUUCAUUGUGAAUGGUACCGGAAGUGCCAUUCCAGUCACAUCCAGUGGGCUACUCCCAGAAAAUAUGAGUGGGCAACACCUGCAAGGCGGAGCAGGCUCUUUUAAGGUUUCAUCAAAGUCAGUCCCAAGCUCCAGUUUUGGAAGCAAAUCUGUUUUGUAUGAUCUGCAGAGUUCGGACCUGGCCAAGGUAGUCACAUGUGACAUGGUCUCUGGUAGUGAGAAGGUAAGGGGCUCUUUUUCCUUGAGCGGGGAAUGGCAUGGUGUUAGCACUGCAGAUACUAGGAAGGCAGCGAAGGCUUGUGGAGCAAAUAUUCAAUCUUCAAGAACAAAGUCAAUGGAUGCAAGCACCUCUAUAUCUAACCAAGCAUUGGGUUUUAUGAAUGGUUGCCCUCGUGUUUUUUGUUCAACCACUAGUGGUUAUCUACUUCUCAGCAAUACAGGACUUGUUGGAAUUGUUUGUUCAUGCCAUUGUCUCCACAUGUCUGUCCUGAAAUUUUGCGAGCAUUCAGGGUUAUAUGAUGUCAACCCGGGGGACGUCGUUCGUAUGGACAGUGGAGAGACCAUUGCCCAGUGGUGCAAGCUCUACUUCCUGAAUUCUGGGAUUAGGGUUCCGGGAGAUCGGAGUGAAUGGGACUGGCCUGAAGGAUUAUCAGCAACUGCCUCUUUGGCGAAAUCUAGUCUGACUAUGCCCAACAUAUCCAAUAACUUGUCUCAUAUGGUUCGCUCAUCUGGAGGUUCAGCAAGUUCUCAGCAGUCUUUAGAUGGUGCUGCGCUCUUAAAGAGCCUCCUUACAAACCAGAAUUCUGCUGUUGGUUCUGUACAAAAUAAACAACAAAGGAAUAGUCAGGAUAGCAACAACAUUUCUCUCAAGGGUUUGACUGGCACUUCACAGAACAAUUUACAUGGUAUGGCUGAUAACCUGAUAUUGGAGUGCACUAAGUCAAUCUCAAAUUUAGUUGGUUGUGGACUGCAAGAUAGCUGUCAGUCCGCAUCUGCUUACGUUGAGUCCAUGAAGAAGGGAAAUUCAUCCAUUACCUACCCCACCAUGAAGAAUGGAAAUUCAUCCAUUACACACCAUUCUUUACAGAACCAAAGAAUCAUUGGUACAGAAUCAAACGUUUGCAGAACUGUAAAUGGGAAGGAUGGUGCCUUCAGGGAUGCUGCAAUUUCAAAUAUUGAGCUGAGGCUUGGUCAACCAUACCAGUUGGGUCAAACUCAAACUUCAGGAAAUUCAAAUCUAUCAGCUGUACGUCCACAGCUAUUGGACACACAUGCAAAUCCACUGAAGUCUCUCUUUCCUGAACAGAUGAUUCCUAACACAGCCAACUGCAGUGAAGGGGUGAAAUUUGGCCAAUCUCUUCAGUUUUCUGCUGUUCCAUAUAAUCCCAGCACAAAAAGAGAUGGAAAGCAGUUAAACCGUGGAAAUAAUGCAUUUGUAAUCAGUAAUGCGAUGGAUGCUGCAAGAGUAGAGAAAACCAAUUGCAACCUGGUCCAGGAUUCUGUAAUUUCAUUUCUUACCAAUCUCAAUGCUCCACCUGAUGAAAAUUCACGACCAAAAGCCAGUAAUUAUAUAUAUAAUGGAGGUGAGCAUGCUAUGCGAAGUACACAACAUUAUGAAACUCAUUCUGCCAAGUCUGAGCUCACUAGUGGCCCCCGGAAUGGAGGUAAUAAUUUACAAAGGCAAUUGAACAUGUCUCAGUUGGGUUCCUAUAGACUAAUUGACAAGGCUAAAGGGGCAAGUUUUGUCGCAAAUGAUUCUCACCUUUCAAAGGAUUCAGGGUGUAGAAUUCAGAAGGAAAUUGAAAUCUCAAGCUCUUUCAAUGGAUUGAGUGGAAGCAGUGAUCCUCGUUUCGUAACAGUACAUAAAGACAGCUGCUACUCACACCAGUUGUCUGGUGUAGCACCCAAUGGACCUGAUUCUAGAAGAUAUUCUAAUUUUCCUGUGAAGAUUUGUUCUUUUAGUAAUAGUGGGCAAGUUGGUCAUGUUGAUCUCCCACCCUUGACUUCAUCGGUAGGAUCUGGCAUAAUUUUUUCAUCAGAUGGAGUCUCAAAAUGCAUUCCUGUUAGUGCUUCAACAUCUGUAUCAGAUCAGAGUCAUCAUCCACCUGCUUUAUCUAGAGAACAGUUAACUGGACUAACCACUCACUUGCCCGAUGAUAAUUCACGACUGCUUGCAAUAAGGCAAAUACUGGAGUUAUCGAAGCAACACCAGGCAUGGCCUUCCCUUCCCAUGAACCGAGGGGAAGGAAGAUUUGGUUGCUCUUCUUAUAUGCAGAAUUCUCUUGUUGACACUUCAGCGUCCGAGAAGCAAGUCCAACAACUUAGUCAUACCAGUAACCAUGAUGUCACCAUUAAAUCACACCAACCAGGUGCCAGCUGUAGAAUUAGAACUGAUGAAGGUUUUGCUUCCAUGACUGGUGUUAACACCUGCUGUCAUUUGUCAACAUUGAAACAAGGAACUGCAUUACAUUCUAAAGAAGUUGAUAUGAAUCAUCAAAUUUCCUUUGUUCCUCUGUUUAAUGAGCAACACUCAUCGAGAAGUGGGAAGAACACCAAUGAGCCUAGAGGGCAUGAAAGAUGCUACCACAAAGUUCCCUAUGGUUGUUUUCAUGGCAGCUGCAGUUGUGCAGCCAACAUAAACUGUUUAGGAAUGAAUUUUGAAAGAGUUGGAGGUUUUCCUGCCUUUAACGAACAAAUUGGAACAGUCCAUGGUGAAUCCCCCACGACAUUUACUCAUAAAUGUGCUAACAACCAUAUUGUUCCAAAGGAUAAAACUGUUUCCUUAGAUCAUAGGAGAAAGUUGAAUGGGAAAUUACCCAAGAACAUCUGUAAUGCUUCACAGUGGAAAGAUGUUCCGAGUAAGGUCAAAGGAGUUUCUGAUGUGAUGCGUGUGGACCGUUUAUCUAAUUUGUUUGAUGCGAGAAGACAAGAUAGUGAGCAGCUUGCAGAUACUAGUGUUAAACACUCCAAUGGUACUUUGCAGAUGGUGGAAUCUUCGAAAGAGCAUGAAAUUUCUAAUAUUUCUUCUGGAUGUUCUGCGCCGGCUGUUACCCAGGCAUCAAUUGAGGUUAACAAGAUAGAUUCUUCAACAGUUGAUGCUGGGGAUAAUGGAUGUGUAAGUAAUCUUGUUUUUGACGAAGGGUCAGGCAUUGAUAAAUGCGGGUCAUCAGAUGAUGCACUUGAAAGCGUAAAAAGUGCGGAGUUCUUUGCCUCAACCAGCUUGAGAAAACUUGGGUCUUUUAAGAAUUUAAAUCAUCAAUCAUCUAGCCUUCUGGAUGAGCUUAAGCUCCUAAACUCUUUAACAUGGAGAAAAGGUCAACAGAAAAUCCCAGCUGGGCUUGACAAAUAUCCCCAGAACUCUGAGAGAGACUUGGAAACUGGGAAGAAAAAGAGAGAAAUGGGUUCCAAGACAUGUCCCACUUCAGGUCCUUAUCCUGUACGAGAAGAAACCCCCAAAUGUAAUGACCCUGUUCAGGUUCCCUCUCAUCCGUCAAAAAGUGCGAAGAUGCUCAUUCCAUUGGGGCAAUCCAAAACUCAUACCUUUGGGGCCUGUGCAACUCAGUCCAGUUCCAAACCCAGACUGCCUAUAUCGUCUUCAGAAAAGAAGCUUUCACGUAAAAGAGAUUUGCGCAAAUUCUAUGAUGACAAUGACAGAGAGGAAACUGAUCUUUACCAGACAGAACCAAGUGGUGGUGCCAACUGUGAAACUGCCGAAGUUUCUGGGGGAAAGAAAUGUAAGAGGGAUUUCAAUUCUAAUGGUUCGAGGCAUGUCAAAAUACAAGAAUCAGGUGAAGAAGGUGCUAGAAAAAGAAAGCAAACAUCUGUAGGGUGUUUGAAUUCAUGUUCUAUUCAGCUGGUGAAUACUUGUUAUAGGAAGGCAAGACCGAUAGUAUGCGGAAAAUAUGGUGAACUAGCUAAUGGAAGUUUGCCUGGAGACACGCCAAAACCAGCAAAAAUUGUUCCCCUCAGCAAGGUUCUUAAUUCUUCUAGAAGAUGCAAGGUCCCAAAAAAUUGUAAUCCUAAAUCACUUCAGAAAACAAUCCCUGGUGGGGCUGUUGUUUGUGGUAAACUAAAUGGUACUUCCAUGGAAAAAACGAAGAAAGGGUGCUCCAUUGGAGAAAAGAAAUGUCGUAAAGAGUUGUCCUCAUUGGAGAAAUUGGGAGAUAAUCAACGUGAGAAAGAUCAUGGUAAGCUAGGCGUUAUUGCCCAUGCUCAAUUGAAGCUGAAGUCUAAGGAAAUUCGCAAGCGUAGCAUUUCUGAAUUAACCGAGAAAGGGAAGGAUCCCAGCUUUGAAAGUGCUUCUGCUUCAAAGAUUUCAAAUUGUCUGCCAGCAGAGAGAGAAGGACAACUCCAAAAGAGUGGUGAAAAUAAGCUUGGACUCUGCAAACUUAGUGCUAAAAUUUCCACUCUAGAGCAAUGGUGCCAUUCUGAUUUGGAUUCAGAUGCAUUCUGCUGUGUUUGUGGUAGCUCAAACAACGAUGAAAUCAAUUAUUUACUGGAGUGUAGUCAAUGUUCAAUCAAGGUGCACCAGGCUUGUUAUGGUGUCUCAAAACAACCUAAAGGCCAUUGGUAUUGCAGGCCAUGCCGGACCAGUUCAAAAAAUAUUGUUUGUGUUCUGUGUGGUUAUGGUGGUGGUGCCAUGACUCAAGCGCUGCGAAGUCACUCAGUUGUGAAAACCCUUUUGAAAGCUUGGAACACUGAAACAGAAAGCAUGCCCAAGAAUAAGUUUUCAUCAGUUAAAACUUUGCAAAAGGAUUCGAGUGGGUGGCAUUGCUUGACCUCAGCUGUCUGUUUUAUGGGUAUGUCCUACCAAGUUGAUGUCGUACAUAAUAGCAUUACAGCGGGAUUACUUGAUUCGGCAACUAAGCAAUGGGUUCAUAUGGUUUGUGGGCUUUGGACUCCUGGAACACGGUGCCCAAAUGUUGACACCAUGAGUGCUUUUGAUGUCUCUGGUGCACAUCCUAGAGCAGAUGUGGUUUGUUGUAUAUGUAUGCGAGCAGGCGGUUCAUGUAUACAGUGCAGGAUUGCAAAUUGUUCUGCUCAGUUUCACCCUUGGUGUGCUCAUCAGAAGGGUCUGUUGCAAAGUGAAGCUGAGGGUGUUGACAAUGAAAAUAUUGGUUUUUAUGGAAAAUGUGUGCUACAUGCUACAUACCCAAUGUGCGAAUCAGGCCAUGUCCCUGAAACUGGUUGCAUUGAAAAACAGGAAUUAACUUGCGCUAGAACUGAGGGUUACAAGGGCCGUAAACGUGAUGGGUUCAGGCAUAAUCAUUAUGGUCAGUCAAAGGGCAAUGGUGGAUGCCUUGUUCCUCAGGAGCAGUUAAAUGCUUGGGUUCAUAUUAAUGGUCAGAAGUCAUCCACUCAGGGGCUUCCAAAGCUGCCAGCCUCGGAUAUAGAGCAUGAUUGUCGGAAAGAAUAUGCACGCUACAAGCAAGCAAAGUUUUGGAAGCAUCUAGUAGUGUACAAGUCUGGCAUACAUGCCCUUGGCCUUUACACGUCUCGGUUCAUUUCCCGCAGUGAAAUGGUUGUUGAGUAUAUUGGAGAGAUAGUGGGGCUGCGUGUUGCCGACAAAAGGGAAAAUGAAUACCAAUCUGGUAAAAAGCUUCAGUACAAGAGCGCUUGCUACUUCUUCAAGAUAGAUAAAGAGCAUAUUAUUGAUGCCACAUGCAAGGGAGGGAUUGCUCGUUUUGUCAACCAUUCCUGCUCGCCAAAUUGCGUCGCCAAAGUGAUGUCUGUGAGGAAUGAAAAGAAGGUGGUAUUUUUCGCGGAGCGGGACAUAUUCCCCGGAGAAGAGAUUACAUAUGACUACCACUUCAACCAUGAGGAUGAAGGUAAGAAGAUUCCAUGUUUUUGCAAUUCAAAGAAUUGCAGGCGCUACUUGAAUUGAGGACGAAGAUGCGUGCAUGUAAUUAUUCCUUGUUUUUUUCAUGUAUUUGUUGUAAAUUUUCGUGGGACGACUUUCAAAUAUUAAGGAUGUAUAAUUUUUGGUAAAUUUGGAAUUCCGAGCAUGAAAAUACCACAUUAAUAUUGUCCUCA
This is a messenger RNA of Pyrus x bretschneideri (Chinese white pear), 6753 nucleotides long. RefSeq lists its product as uncharacterized. Gene Ontology annotation, cellular component: histone methyltransferase complex. Gene Ontology annotation, biological process: positive regulation of DNA-templated transcription. The coding region runs from base 464 to 6604 and encodes 2046 amino acids. The record is from RefSeq and is a predicted model, not a curated record. The transcript is spliced from 20 exons. Lineage: Eukaryota; Viridiplantae; Streptophyta; Magnoliopsida; Rosales; Rosaceae. Gene Ontology annotation, molecular function: histone H3K4 methyltransferase activity; protein binding.